UCUGCGGGAAAAGCCACAUUAAGCAGCGCCAGCUCGCCCUCACCACUGUCAUUUCUCUUAUUUUCCUGAAGUAUUGAGGUCAUAGUUGCAUUCAUAUUUUGACCAAUGCGUUUUUCCACCCUUCCUGUGCGUUUUCCGUGAGUAUUUGUUCCUUAUUUUCCCGAUUAGAGAUGAUAUGAAUGUCAGCCGGUCAAGGUCCACUCUCUCCAUGCAGUCUGCGCCUGCCUCUAGUGGGAAACAUCUGUCGCAGGCUUUCGGAUGAUUUUUGCGCUCCCUCCACGCCUCUACUGACCACUGACCCUCUGAAAUCGCGUUUUUGAAAUGCCAUGCUGCAGUAAGACGGAAAAACAACCCGGGGAAUUGCACGGAUUAAAUAAACUGAUGAUGUGACUGCGACACUACUACGCGAGGAAAAUGGUCCACAGCCUUGUUUUUGCGCACGCUGUUUCACUAUUAUUAACUGGACUCUUUGUUUUCACGUAAUUGUCAUUUGAAUCUUGAGGACAUUGUUGUAUUUCCUGAACUCUCCCCCUCGUUUUCCUGCGGUACUGGGCUGCGCUCUCCUCCAGAUCCCUCUCUCUGAAGCAGCAUCAUGUCGGCGGUGAUGAUAACGAGGAAGGUGCGCAAAUGGGAGAAGCUGCCGGGCAAGAACACCUUCUGCUGCGACGGCAGGGUGAUGAUGGCCCGGCAGAAAGGAGUCUUCUACCUGACCCUGUUCCUCAUCGUGGGGACCUGCGCGUUAUUCUUCGCUUUUGAGUGUCCGUACCUGGCUGUCCAUUUGUCCCCUGCUAUCCCAGUGUUCGCAGCUGUCCUCUUCCUCUUUGUCAUGGCCAUGCUGCUGAGGACCAGCUUCAGUGACCCUGGGGUGCUGCCUCGAGCCCUCCCAGAUGAAGCCACCUUCAUUGAGAUGGAGAUAGAGGCGGCCAAUGGAAACGUGCCACCCGGCCAACGCGCCCCACCAAGGAUCCGCAACGUGCAAAUCAACAACCAGAUUGUCAAACUCAAAUACUGCUACACUUGCAAGAUCUUCAGACCCCCACGGGCCUCGCACUGCAGCAUCUGUGACAACUGCGUCGACCGCUUUGAUCACCACUGUCCCUGGGUGGGCAACUGUGUGGGCAAGAGGAACUACAGAUACUUCUACCUGUUCACACUCUCCCUGUCCCUGCUCACCAUCUAUAUCUUCACUUUUGACAUUGUCCACGUGGCCAUGCGCUCUGUGGUCAGUGGCUUUCUGAACACACUGAAGGAAACACCUGGAACUGUCAUCGAGCUGUUGGUGUGUUUCUUCACCUUGUGGUCAGUAGUGGGACUGACGGGCUUCCACACUUACCUGAUCUCUUUGAACCAAACCACCAACGAAGACAUCAAAGGGUCAUGGUCAGGGAAGAAUCGUGUCCAGAAUCCAUACAGUCACAAGAACAUCAUCAAAAACUGCUGUGAGGUGCUCUGUGGGCCCACAUAUCCCAGUGUGUUGGACAGAAGAGGUCUGAUGCAGGACGAUUUGGCUGCUCUUCACUCUGCUAACAACGACACUGCACCACAAACUACGAAAACCACAGCUCCACUCAUUCCAAAUGAGCACACUCCUGACGAAGCCAAGGCCAGUGCUGUCUCAGCAGCAGAGAAGAGCCACUCUCCCAAAGAGGAGCAACCGCCCACCGCCAAAUUGCCCCCACUGGCCUCCCCGGAGACUGAUGCCGAGACAUCCAUCGCCAAGGACAAGCCCCACUAACUCUAUCAGGGGGCGGAGUCUGUGUCCUUGCCCCGCCUCCUCCAGCAUCUUGCACACUCAGGAAAUAAACAGUUGAACAAUUGGUGUGCGCAUCACUCAAUCACUCGACCACAAGAGUUACUGCAGCGGGCAUCUUCCUACAGAGACCUCUGAAUCAAAUAUGAACUCUUAUGGAAAGAUGGAGGACAUAAUGGAACGUCAGCUGUGUCCUGUUUCCUAACACUGCAUGGAUAAGACAAUGCUGGAUACAACAAAAAUAUGUCCUCCUUUGGGACAGCCCAUUUGACUGUUGUCAUUAUUUAAAAUUGCAUAGUAAUGUGUAUUGUGAAAGUAUAAUCGAGCCAUUGGCAAAGUUGUUUUUUUUUGUUGGUGCACAUAUUACAUGCUCUAUGCAAAUCACAAGGAAGCUGAGUGUGGUAAGUUCAUAAUGAUGUCCAGCAGGGGGCUUUUUAUGUUAUUGCUGCAAUCAGUGCUGUCAUGAACUGAUCAAAACAGUCCUUCCAUUUUGAUACUUUCCAUACAGUUCCAUGAAAAAUAUCAAAUCAGGUGAUCAUUGGAGUGUGAGUUAUUGAAUGAUGGCAGACACUUAAAACAGUGCCUUAUUGCUGCAGUUGUAUUGUACAAUGCAACUGAGAUCCACCACCUGUUCAUCACUUAAAUAUCAGUGUUCAGUCAGUAUAAAUUAUUAUACAGACAAACAUUAUACAGUUUAGUCCAGUGGCUCCUCUGGCGUAUUAUAAAAUAGAACUGGCAAAUAUCAUCUUGUUGGAGUCAGUUAAACAUCUGUGUUUCUCUAGGAGUAAUUGAAUAUCGUAAUGUUCAAAUUGACCCAGUGACGCCAAAAUCUUGUCUGCUCUCUGUGGUUACUGCUGCUGAGAACCACUGAUCUAGACUAAACAAUGCAAAAACAUAGCCAUUGUUAAAUUGUACAUAGUUUAUAAAGUUGUAGUAGUCUUCGGCCAAUGAGUGGUGAAACUGAUAGGCGCAUGUUUUGAUAUAUUUACAGCCAGUGUUAGUUAUGAUGUGCACUUCCGUCUGAAGAUCUUCCUGACAGAGCUCUGUCUCUUCAUCCAUGUCUUUCACAUCUCACUCAGCCCCUUCUACAGUUAUGGAAGUUAUCAUUUAGUUCACGGCAGAGCAGCUGGACACUAUGGCAGAGAAGACUAUAGCGUUUGGAUUCACACUGAGAUAAACAAGAGACAGAGAAGCCACUUCUUAGACUAUAAAGAUAUUAGCUGGUAGAGAGAGUUUGUAUUAGUGCCUGUGUUUUGUAUGCAAGACAGUUCUUGUGAAAUAUAAUAUCAAGUAGAAACCCAGUGUGUCAAUAGUAUUGCGUCAGUUUCAAAAACACCCAAAGAUUUCGCAAAUUGAAACUUCUUCAAAAUUGAAAAAAAAUUUAAUUUCCAACUAACCAGAAAGAAAAUUAGGAAUUUACCAAGUAUUUAGCUAUGCUAUAUGUAAAUAAGUAUUUAUACAGUUAAUGAUUGUAGAGUGAUGACCGGGGCUGUAUCUGAAUGGACACUGACGACUAGUUAAAGGCAAAUGGCUCCCAAGCAAAUAUUAAUAAUGUAUUUAUUUUAAUAGUGUUUUCUUUUGUGUGUAGAUGCUUGUCAUUGGUCAUUUUAGACAAAAUGUCACUCUACAUUCACUGAUCAAGUUUACUUUUUCUGUGUUCAGUUUUAGCUGAUAGACUUUUAACCAAUUUCUUUUCAAAUAUACUGUAAAUUUUUCACAAGUUUGUGUGAUGUCAAGAAAUGUAACACAUUUGAAUAUAACUGUUCACUAAAGUACCCAAACCAGUCCGUACCUAAACAAGAAUGUAACAGAUGCUGUUAAAGGGAUAUUUUGGAGCACAUUUAAAGGGAUUGGUAAAAGGUUGCGUAGUACCGCCAUGAUGUAAACAAAUCUGAAUGCUCUGAAAUCAUGUUGAUGGAACUCUCCACCUUCAGUAUCAACACUGUGAUUCUGUGUACUUCAUCCAAUUAAAUUCACUUCUUUUACAUUA
Molecule: messenger RNA, 3740 nt
Organism: Periophthalmus magnuspinnatus
Lineage: Eukaryota; Metazoa; Chordata; Actinopteri; Gobiiformes; Gobiidae
Gene: zdhhc9
Product: zinc finger DHHC-type palmitoyltransferase 9
Exons: 9
Coding region: 593-1735 (380 amino acids)
Biological process (GO): peptidyl-L-cysteine S-palmitoylation; protein targeting to membrane
Cellular component (GO): endoplasmic reticulum; Golgi apparatus
Molecular function (GO): protein-cysteine S-palmitoyltransferase activity
Source: RefSeq, a predicted model, not a curated record